UUGGGUUGAUUAAAUCAUUGGGUGUAUACUUUUCUUUUUAAUAGCACAAUUAAGAUUCUAAAGAAUAUGUUAAUGAAUUUUUUCAUGGUUCAAAUUUGGCUCAUUAAGAUGGUUAUUAAUUAAAACACGGCAAUUUGAAAGUGAAUUAAGCGCGACUGGUGCUUUGCGCAAAUUUUGUGUUGAACCCCGUUGCAAAAAAAAAAAAAAAAGUAUACACGUUUCUUCUCAUUUUGCCGAAUACAAAGAAGAUCGCUCAAGUGCCUAUAGCUGUCAACACUGAAAUUGGACAGUAUUCACACUUUGAACUAGAAAGACGGGAUUUGUUCAACUAGUCAUUGCCAUUGACCGAAAUACAGAUAAAAGUGAUCAUCCAAAGUGCUUCUUUUCCGUCAUAUGUAUCUGUGAAUUAAGACGUUUUCUAUUCUCAGAAGGAGUGGAGUCUGCACCUUACGUUGUUACGCCUCAAUCCAAUUCCAAUCUGAAUUCCCAUGAAAGCAAAAUCUAUCCUGGAAUGAAAUUCUCCAAAAAGCGAUAGCAUAGUAAGUGUGCGAUCAGAGAGUCGGGAUAUUGUACCAUGCCCUAGAGGAGAGGAAUCUAUCUCUCGUGUUAACCCAUUCAACAGCACCAGGAGACCUACCACUCCGUGCCAGAUUCUGGAAUAAUACCAUCCUCUUCAGCUUAAUUUUUAAAGUGUUAAGUGAAUGGAGGACCCUAUGAAAAGGAUAUCGUCAUUAUACAGCAUACAGAGAGGACAAACCAAAGAGUCUAAAAUAUCAUAACAACAAAGCUGAGCUGGUAUGUGGUACACGAAUGAGUACAAGAAAGGGAAACUGGGCAGUUGUGCAUUUGGAUUUGUUUCAAAUUUUGGUCCAUGCUAAUAGAUAUAGGCUCCACAGUACGUAGCGAUACACACGUUGUCGCACCUGUUCUAAAAUCGCAGUGCGAUGUUUACCCUGAAACUUUCCAUUUAGGCCAGAGAAAACACUUCACAAUAUACUGAUUAAUCAGAUUUAGAGGGCUAAGGCCACUUAAAGGAUAUAUUUUCCUAGAAAUGACACAAAUAAGGGUUUUUAGAAAUGAAAACGAAGAACAGGUGGCCAUUUUCGUACAAUCGUACGUAUGACAGGUGACUGUCACAGGAAAAAAAACGCCUGGAGAAGAAGAUGAGCACUCACUGCGUCCAAUCGCCAAUUCAGUUAUUAUUCCAAUAAUCUUCAGGGCCAGUAGUACCACGGGAGUUGGGGAGAAUUCUUGAUGUCCUGACAACUUAAUUUGGUGGACAUUCGCGCCACAUGAUAUUAACCCCAAAGUUAGUGGAACAGUUACUGUCCUGUAGCAUUCACCAUUCGUGAUUUGGCUUAGCUCACGUACGGCUGAGAUCAUUCGGGGAAAAGUAAAUAUAAAAAAGCAAAUUAAUUGGAGCAACCAUCGAUUUUUCAUUAAGAUUUGAUUCGGAGCCAGAUUGGAGCUUCACGCUGCAGUUACCUUGGCGCCGGUUAAAGACGAGCAUGAAGCUGUGCUUCGCUCGAGUGAUUUACAUAAAUUAAAACAUUGUGGAUCGGGCUUGGCACGGAGCGUGGAAAACAAGGUGCAAGACAUUGGAACGAAAAAGAUAACAGACAUUCUGUUCAGCUUCUGUGUGGUUUCAGAAAUUGUGAACAGGCCUGUGUGCAGACCAAGCGAGAGGCACCGUUUACACAGUAGGAGCAUCCACAUGUUGGGUUUUUAGGUGUGAUGAUUCUGUUUUAUGUGAUCAACGAUAAAAACUACGCCUAUGGAUUCUAGAUCUGUAAGUUAUGCCAAAUAGCUCAAGGAGUCCCAUUCCAUAGAAAACCUGUUAAAAUAGCAAAACUCAAACAGAAAGUUCUAGCAUGGAAAUGGAACCGACGGGCACCAACGUGACGGCCAACUACUGCCUUGCAUAUGGUUCUCCCUGUUGGUGCAACGCCAUGUAUUCCUUGACGUGCGUGGGAUCAAUAGGGAACAUUCUGACAGGGGCCGUGAUCCUGCAGACCCCAGAGCUUCGAAACAAACCCCUCUUCGUCUACUUGACGUGCCUGGCCACUGUUGACCAAAUGAUCUUAAUACUGCUCUCUCUUGGGUGCCUGCCGUUUAGGGAUUUCCACCCAGUGACACAGUGUGUGUUAAAAAUCUCGAUUUUAUGGUUGAAUGAUAUUAUGAAUUAUGUCGAGAUGGGGAUAAUAUUCUUGUUGACGAUAGAACGGUUCUUUUUGAUCACCAAUCCUCUGAGAAUACGCCAUCUCUGUACGCAGAGGAGGGCAUUACGCAACGUCCUCGUGAUAACCGUGGUGAUAGCCAUGUUGACGGCUGUUAGGAUUUUCGCUAUUGAGGAAUGUCAAACGUUCUUCCCCGGCAAUGUGCCCAAACUGAAAGUGAUCAUUUUCACAACCUACUGCAGCUUUCAUAAUUUGGUCUCCCUGAGCGUGCUGACCAUCAGCAUCUUAAUCAUUUACAAACUUCACCAACACAGAAACAUCGAGCGGUCCAUGAGGAGCACAGCCAUAAAGCACCAGACGGACGUCCUCCUACUGGCGACCGCACUCAUGUUUGUGCUGCUAAACUGGCCGUUACACGUCAAUGACGUCAUCAUGGCGUAUGAGUGGUUGUCGGCCAAUGACGUAACGCUAUCCAAAGACCCGGAAGUACGAGAAAUUCUGUUCAUAAUCAGCAAAGUGAAUAACUGUAUUAAUUUUUAUAUGUAUACUUUGACGGGACAUAUGUUCCGAGACGGCCUGAAGCAGCUAAUGCAGCGUGGGUCAAGUAAGGAGAGAAGGAAAAGCUCCCAGUACUAUAUUGGGCUUCGGAUGGACAUGUUAGAGGUAGAGCACUCAGCAAGUACACGUAGCACGAGUGGUUUGAGCUGCUGAAGUGCUCAUCGAAUAAUAACUUUGCAUGGCGAUUACGGCAUGAUAUAUGGGAUCAUAUUAGAUACGUUCAAAUAGUUAUGACACUUAUAUCAAACAAACGUUGUCAAGUAGGCCCCUUUUGGGUAACUAGAGAAAUAUCAGAUUUAUGUAUCAUAAAAUGAUACAAACUCUCCGAUAUCAUAUACCGGUGAGUCCGUUUAUAGGAUACCUGUUUUUUCUAUGUGGAUGUCAUUCUAAGACCCGCUGUUGGUAGGAAUACCAGCGAGUCUCAAGGAUUUUCAAACAUCCGUCGCAAUUUCAUUUACUCCAAACACGACGUCCGUGAAAUGUUAUCAACUAUUCUUGAAUGCGAGCAUCCAUAGGCAUACAUGUAUAUGUUUCACCCACGUUUUAAACAUUGCUCCUUUUUGUUCGAUAUUAAAGAAGUGCUGUGUUGUUUUACCAGUUCAGUGUUUGAUGUAUUAAGUUGUAUAUAAACGAGUUUUUACAUAAUAUGACCGUAAUCUAGAUCUACCUGUAGAUGUAAGAAUUUGUAUAUAAGAUUAUCGUAAAAUAGAUGUUAACCUUCAGAGUUUAUGUGAACUAUACUUUCUACGUAUGUGUACAUAGAAUUCUCUAAAGUAUGUUGAAGUAAAAAUGAAAGGCUGGAACCAGUCUUUGUUUUUAACUGAAAAUGCAUUGGUGCAUACAAUAAGCAGUGAUCUUUAAUGCAUACAUAUUAGCCGACGUGAAAAUAACCUCGUCUUAACUCAAGACGGAGACAAACGAUCGAUAGGUCAAAUACUAAAAUUCCGCACUCACUUCCAUAAAUCCAAGGUCAUCUGAAGAACUAAACACACACACAAAAGAUUGUCGCAAAGUUUGAAAUUCAUAUUUUCAGUUUGACAAUGAAGUCAACCAGUGUCUGAUCACACAGGCAAAACACAUAUCAAAACAAUUUAAUCUAUCAGACCAAAAACAGAACACCUUUUUAAGGUGGGACUGUACUCGAAUAAGGCUGAAAAUCACGUUUCUAUAGAGAAAAUCAACAGUAAGUCUUGAAUGAAAAAUCCCCGAACUCCUUUGUAGUACUUUGUUCAAGUGUUAUAAUACCAUUCAAAGCAUGUUUUUAGCUGUCUAGGUGCCUGAGAAAAUCAGGAAACCGAAAAUGAUGUUUUUGCCCCCAAAAUCCCAAUAUUACGUCACUGAACUUGGAGCUGUGUCUCAAGCAUUAUUACAUGUUUUGAAAAUACAAUAAAUGAAUGCAAGAGGAUAAAAGCUAAGGCCUUUAAUUAAAAAUAAAAACUCCAACCUGCAGUCCCACCUUAAUCUCAUGCAUUUUUCGUGUGAAUUGACCGUUUUA
Lingula anatina is the source of this 4230-nucleotide messenger RNA. RefSeq lists its product as uncharacterized. The record is from RefSeq and is a predicted model, not a curated record. Gene Ontology annotation, molecular function: G protein-coupled receptor activity. Gene Ontology annotation, cellular component: plasma membrane. Gene Ontology annotation, biological process: G protein-coupled receptor signaling pathway. NCBI's taxonomy places the organism in Eukaryota, Metazoa, Brachiopoda, Lingulata, Lingulida, Lingulidae.